Messenger RNA from Felis catus (domestic cat), 3374 nucleotides. It is a transcript of the gene NAT16, whose product is annotated as N-acetyltransferase 16 (putative). The record is from RefSeq and is a predicted model, not a curated record. Lineage: Eukaryota; Metazoa; Chordata; Mammalia; Carnivora; Felidae.
GGCCGCCCCGAGUCCACUCCAGAUCCGGGCCGGGUUUCCUCCACGUCGCUGGGGUCUCCGCCCCUCGGAGCCGCCGCCCGGCCCGGCGGAGCGUCGCCGCGGGAGGUGCCCGUAGCGCCCGAACCCCGAAUGUCCCCGCUCGCGCCCGCGUGCCGAACUGAGCCGCAGCGCAGACCCUACAUUCUCACUCCGAGUUGGGACUGCUCCGGUCCCCGCGCGUCACCCGAGCUCGACCCUCGGGGCUCCGAAGAGACCCCUCUACCGGCACCGUUCGCUGUCCGCGUGGCCGGCCCCGCUCCGUGUCUGGGCUUCCCCGCCCCGGUUCCGGCUCCGGCGAGGGUGAUGAAACAAUCCAGUUGUGAUUCAGCCAGCUCAGAGCUCCCUAAGCCUGAAAAAGAGGCCCAGCCAGAUGUCGAGCCACACUCAAACACCCCACUACAGGAGGCGGAGGCCAAGUUCAGAUCCGGAUGGGGGCUUGAGGCUGAGACUGAGCCCCUGGGGGCUGAAUCAGGGCCUGAGGCCAAGGCCAAGUCCUUGGGGGCCAACCCCAGGUCUGGAUCGGGGCCUGAGGCCACGGCCCAGCCAUUGGACUUCGUGGUGGCAACAGAACAGGACGGCACCGUGUGCUGGCCAAGCGAAACAGGAGUGAGGAGAGCCGGGGCCCAGGUGAAAAGGGGGAGCACAAAAAGAAGAGAGCAGGACCAGCCCCUAGACGGGGUCCGGGGCGGAGCUAAGAAGAAGCAGGGCGUGGCAAGGCCCGGGGCGGGAGGGCAUAGCCAGCUCCUGGGGUGGAUCCAAGGGAAGGGGGCGUGGCCAGUGCUCAGGCACGGGGUGCACGCGGAGCUGGAGCAUCUCGAGAGGUGGACGAGAGCCCGGCGCAUGAGCUCCCUCUCUGCCGGCUCUGGAAUUCGAGACCCAAGUGCUGAGGAGAUCUGGGGCAGGCCCGGGCCUGGCCUGGCGCCCGGGGUGGUGACGACGGAGUGCUCAGCUUGUGGGAAGAGGCGAGCCCUGCGAGCCGAGAGUCCCGGCAGGGGCGGAGGGCCCCCUAACGGCCUGGGUCCGCCGAUCGCGCUGGAGUCGGCGCACGUGAUCGACUCCGGGGAGACAGCGCUGGUGGACGGGCUGUGCGUGGCUCCCCGGGAGCGCGGCAAGGGCGUGGCCGGGCUGCUGCGGCGCUUCUGCCCGCAGCUGGUCAAGACACAGAACCCGGGGGUCAAGGUGGCACGGCUCACCCGGGACGACCAAGUGGGCCCCCGGGAGCUCAAGAAACACGGCCUAAUCACCAAGCAGGUGAGAAGGACAAGGGAGCUCGGCAUCCUUUGGGUCUGAGUCAAUGCCUCCGUGCUACUGGCGCGGCUGGGCGUGCAGCUGACGGCGCUGCGGGCCUCCGUCACCUCGCCGCUGCCCACCGAGACCGUGUCGGAGACUGGCGGCAACGUGGCCCGCCUCCUACUGUUGCCUUCCGUGCAGCGCGACGUCACCCAGGACUGGCAGCCCUACCGGCCACGUGAGAGCAACCUGCGCCUGCUGGUGGCCAAGGGCCUGGAGUGGCACGUAGACAGCUCCGCGCGCCCGCGUUUACCCACGCUGUGCACGCUCCCCUUCCCCAUCCUGCACGGCGGUGACGGCACGUGGCGCUACCUCAACGUCGACGCCGUGCGCAGCGCUGGUGCGCAGGCGCAGAGCCGGCUUCUGCGGCACCUCUAGGGCCAGGCCCCGCGCCUCGCCGGUCUCAACGCCAUGCGCCAGCUUUUCCUGGCGUCCCAGUUAUGGUCGCAGCUGGCUGACCUCUGCCAGGCCGGCUUGGGGCUCGAGCUGGUCAAGGGUUACACAGAACAGUACCCGCUGGAGGCCGACAUCUAGGGCCUCUCCUCUCGGAGGCGAGAGGAGCAUUUAGAUCCGUCCAUUUUCGCUGCUCUCCAGAAAGCCCCGCCCCCCAGUGUUUGCAAGCUCCGCCCCCUCCCCCUACUCUCCGUGGUCUGCUGGGAAGCCUGCUUACCCUUACCGGAGCCCCCCCCCCCCCCCUUUUAGCCUUGCCUCUCUGCCAUCUCGCCUCUAGCGCGCCCACUCUAUGGCCCACAACUGGAUCCGAUCGCCGGGUUUGGGGGAGGCCCUUGCUCUGCUAUGGUCCGCCCGUUCCCCUCACGGGCCAAAGAAUGGGUUCCUUCACAGGCUUCAGAGCCUUUUCUUGUCCGUCGCCCUGGGCUGGCGGGGAACUCCGUCCUUCCUGGCUUCUCCCUUCUGCCUCCUCGUGGGCGGAAGCGGGUAGAGGGAUGUGCAAGGUCCAGCUGCCCAACACGUCUUACUUUUCUUCCUCCCGCCCUUUCUCAAGCUCUCAGAGCUUGCCCCGCGCUCCCCUCCUGCCGCCCUCUCAGUCUCUUGCACCUCUACAUCAGUGUCCCCUCUCUCCUUCUCUCUGAGCUCCCCUCCUCCUAUUCCCCGGACCCCCCCCCCCCCAGACACUUAGCUCCUCAUUGCCCAUUUGUCUGCUCCUCCCUUCCUCUUCCCCAUGAACUCUUCAUCACCCGCCCUGUGUGCAAUACGGAGAGAGAGCCUGUAAGUGAAACAAUCAUAAUGCCCUGUUGACCCUCUGGUGACACAUCUUUACAAGCCUGCCCCCAUGAUGGGGUUCGUCCAACUUUGCACGAUGUUGCUAUUUCCCGGGCCCCCUUCCUAUAUCCCCAACCAGUGCCUGAAGCAGGACAUGAAACAGGGGGCUUGAGCUGGGAAGGGCAGUUUCCUCAGCCCAGUAUGGGGCUGUCUUCUGGCUCUAACCAGGCUUCCUUCUAGUGCAACUGGAACCCCUGCCUCCAGAUAUUUCUGGACAUCCCUCCCUUCCUCUGGUUCCUUUAUGGGUUUUUUUUUUUUUUUUUUUUUUUUGGACUUUAGCAGUUUUCUAUUUCAAUGCAAGUAGUAACAGCUGCAAUUGCACAGCGCUGUCUUCUACACUGGAUCCUCACAUCUACCACCGAGGGAGGAAACAGGCUCAGAAAGAUCAAAGUGACUUCCAAGUCAUUCAGAGCAGCUGGGAGCCUGGCAGGGACUGGAGUUCAGGUCUGUCCCAAGCCAGAGCAUGCCUCAGAACCUCACUCGUUGUGGCGGUGACUGUUUGAACUUCUUGUUGGACGAUGGACAGUUGCUAGGGAUUUGUUGACAGUAAGCACAGGGGUCGCUGGGGAUGGAAUCAGAGACGUGGGCAGAGGAGGGCGCCAGGAGGUGGAAGAAGGUGGGCGCAGAGGACAGCCGCUGCUCCAUCACUUCCCCCAGUUCCGGUUUUGCUGUUGUGCUUGUCUGCCUUCAGCGCCUGGCCAUGCUGCCACCCUCCCUGUCACUUCAGCCGUGGCUGUAUUACAAUAAAAAGGACCCUUAGCCCA